Messenger RNA from Histoplasma mississippiense, 1557 nucleotides. RefSeq lists its product with no specific name. The record is from RefSeq and is a predicted model, not a curated record. The transcript has 4 exons. The coding region runs from base 1 to 1557 and encodes 518 amino acids. Lineage: Eukaryota; Fungi; Ascomycota; Eurotiomycetes; Onygenales; Ajellomycetaceae.
AUGACAGAAGCUUUACCUAAGGGUAUCGUCUUAAAUUCCGAGCGCAUUAGUUCCGAAAUUGAAAGCUUUGGCGGUGUGGAUACUCAGGAUCUCGCAAAGCUAUGGCGAGUCUACACCACCAACAGGUCUACGAUGAAAGCAGAUGCGGGAAGGCGGUUGGAAAAUCUGUUUUGGAGAAUAUGGAGCAACAAUUCCAUUCUACGUACUAUUAAAGGUACUACGCUAGCUGGCCUCUUUCUCCAUAUAUCUGAAGGAGAAAGCAUUACCGGAAUGGCUCGAGGCAGACUAAGAGAAAUCCCACAAUCCAUACCGCGGGUCCCAUCAAGACGGCGCGUGGCCCCAUCCACUUCAAGCGCCCAGCCCGAGAGUCUCUCAACGGGAACUGGUUUUAAAAGUAGCCCAAACGCAUCCCGGAAAUCCUCGGUAAAUUCAACUCGAACACCGUUGCCGCCUCCUAUCUUAAAGAAGCCGCGACAAUCAUCCAACGACGCCCAACCAACCUCCAAUUCCUCUACGGUGGGCGCGAGUGAAAAUGCCAGAGGGGGCGACCCCUCUUUGUCCCCACCCCCAAUAGCAGGUAUUGAAGCUUCUAUUGGGGAAUCAGCUUUGGAGAAACCGCGGAGGAAAAAGGCUACAUUUGCAACAAAUGUAAUUUCCAUGGAAGCGGAGACGGUGUCGAUGCGGAAGAAAGCCUCCCAGCUGCCUUUGGAUCUCUCAUCUGCAAGACAUUCGCCUACCAAGUCAAUCCAGGCCUUACCGGACAUGUAUGGUUCAUCAGCGCUUCUACAGCAGAAAUAUCCGAUAUCUGAUGAAUCCGCAAUAUCCAUAAGCCCAACCCCUACGACCAUUUUAAAGCCAAACCCCUGGCUAUCCCAAACAACCCAUCGACCAGGCGCAACGUCAAACCCCACAUCACACCCCGCUAUCAUCAAAUCUAUUCACAAACAACAAACGCAGCAGCAGAAGCAGAGUAAUAGUUCCCCCAUCUCACAAAAAACGCAACCAUCUACGAUCUCGCUAGUAGAAAAGGACUUCCGGGCGCGAUUCGUUGAAAAACGGCUACAGGAGUCGCGCAACUCGUCUUUCACCAAUUUAGGAAGCUCGCUACUAACCCGGGCAGAUAUUAGGGGUAGUACUACAAUAGCCCCUAUAGCAAACACGGGCAUGACGCGUUCGCAAAACCUUCAAUCAUCAGCCGACGCAAAACCGGUUAAGGGGCUUCAUGCGGUCGACGGCCUGAGAAAGAUCCAGACAGGAGGAUCUUCUGGACAGAAGAAGCGUCCAUCUCAGGACAAUUACAAUGGUUCUAAAGGUGUGGUUGAGCAUGUAUAUGCGGAGGGCGGGAACGAUGAAGGGGAUUGGGAGGAUAUCGAUAGCGAUGAUGAUCGCUCCAACACAAUUUUCCCAUCACAGCCACAGCCGCAGUCGCCAUUUCAGCAAGGAGGAGUUUCUGCAUCCAGACCAUCUCUAAGUCAACAGCAGAGCCAGUUAAGCAAGUUGAUCGAGCAGGAAAGGAAGUUAAGUGCGACGAUGCAGAAAAAUGGGAAACACGAGUGA